CUUCCAGCCGCAGCGCCGGAUCCGCGGUGGCGGCCGGUGGCCACUGCAGGAAAAUAAAGCCAUUGCUGCAGCAGCAAAAUGGCUCAGAGUCCAACGAAAGUCUGGCCUUUUCCAGAGCCCGGGUUGUGGGCGGCUCACUAGCGCUGCCCUGGGAAUGCAGCCUCCGAGCUCCCUGCUCGCGGAGCCCAGCGCCGACACUCACAGGAGCUGCGUCCCCGGAUCGGCUUAGAGGCUCUGCACCGAUCGCGAUCCAAUUCUGCAGCGUUUUAAAAGAGUGCUCUCCAGAAUGUUGAGAUUGCCUGAGAAGUGACCCCAGCAAAAGAAAAACAUUGCUCUACCUAAAUUCAAACGACAUCCUUCGAGGUGCCAUAGCACAUGGAUUUCAGAACCGCCUGUGAGGAGACAAAGACAGGAAUUUGUUUGCUGCAGGAUGGUAACCAGGAGCCUUUCAAAGUCCGGCUGCACUUAGCCAAAGAUAUUUUGAUGAUCCAGGAACAGGAUGUGAUAUGUGUGUCUGGUGAGCCUUUCUAUUCUGGUGAAAGAACGGUGACCAUCAGAAGACAAACAGUAGGAGGAUUUGGAUUAAGCAUAAAGGGAGGAGCGGAACAUAACAUUCCAGUUGUCGUUUCAAAAAUCUCCAAGGAGCAAAGAGCGGAGCUUUCGGGCUUACUUUUUAUUGGAGAUGCAAUCCUACAGAUAAAUGGCAUUAAUGUGAGAAAAUGCAGACAUGAAGAAGUGGUUCAAGUUCUUCGGAAUGCUGGAGAAGAAGUGAAUCUAACGGUGUCAUUUUUAAAAAGGGCACCUGCUUUCCUCAAACUUCCACUGAAUGAAGAUUGCGCAUGUGCUCCAAGUGACCAGAGCAGUGGCACCUCUUCUCCUCUCUGUGACAGUGGCUUACAUCUCAACUAUCAUCCCAACAAUACAGACACAUUAUCCUGCUCAUCGUGGCCGACGUCCCCAGGCUUGAGGUGGGAGAAGCGGUGGUGCGACCUCAGACUGAUCCCUCUGCUUCAUUCACGCUUCUCCCAGUAUGUGCCCGGCACAGAUUUGAGUCGGCAGAAUGCCUUUCAAGUCAUUGCUGUGGACGGGGUGUGCAGUGGGAUUAUUCAGUGCCUGUCUGCUGAAGACUGCAUUGACUGGCUGCAAGCAAUAGCGACUAAUAUUUCAAAUCUCACAAAGCACAAUAUUAAAAAAAUCAACAGAAACUUUCCUAGUAAAUCAACAGAACCGACGCUCCGAGGCGCCGGCAAAACCUCCUCGCCGGUCACAAGAGGCGAGGCGGCCCGUGGGGCUCCUCCGCUGGGAAUCUCCUGGUGCGUGAACAACAAGAAUUCAUGUGAAGGUGUGGUGUCCUCUCGUUCUUUGCGUUUUCACUGGGAGCUACAAUCCCGAGCUGCUAGUGAUCAGCCAUCUUGGAUCUCUCUCCCACACCAAAUAUUAAGGUUAAGUUUUGCAAAGAUUAAGAGAUACGGUUUUUCUUUAGAAUUAUUAUUUUCUGUGACACUCAUAAAAGAACAUCCUGAAAGUGCUAUUGUCUACAUGGGCUGGUGUGAGGCCCGGGAGCAAGACCCCCUUCAGGACAGAGUGUACUCCCCAACCUUCCUGGCCCUGAGGGGCUCAUGUCUGUACAAGUUUCUGGCACCUCCAGUAACCACCUGGGACUGGACGAGAGCAGAGAAAACAUUCUCAGUUUAUGAGAUUAUGUGCAAGAUCCUCAAGGACAGUGACCUUCUGGACCGGCGGAAACACUGCUUCACCGUGCAGUCGGAGUCUGGGGAGGACCUGUACUUCUCAGUGGAGCUGGAAAGUGACCUCGCCCAGUGGGAAAGAGCCUUCCAGACAGCAACCUUUCUAGAAGUAGAACGGAUACAGUGCAAGACCUAUGCAUGUGUGCUAGAAAGUCAUCUAAUGGGACUCACGAUUGACUUCAGCACAGGAUUUAUCUGCUUUGAUGCUGCAACAAAGGCUGUCCUUUGGAGGUAUAAAUUUUCUCAGCUUAAAGGUUCUUCAGAUGAUGGCAAGAGCAAAAUCAAAUUUUUGUUUCAGAAUCCAGAUACUAAACAGAUUGAAGCAAAGGAGUUGGAAUUUUCAAAUUUAUUUGCUGUUCUUCACUGCAUUCAUUCCUUCUUUGCUGCCAAGGUAGCUUGUUUGGACCCUCUAUUUUUAGGCAAUCAGGCUUCUGCUUCUGCUGCUGCCAGCUCUGCUACCACGAGCAAAGCCAAGUACACAACUUGACAUACUAAGCUCUGCAUUGAUACUCACCAUAACUGUAUAAACAGAACACACUUAUUCAUCAUUUUAGACCCUGGAAAAUUCAUAAUAUGUCCACAGUGGAGGAGAAAUUGAAAUUUCAGCAGAA
Saimiri boliviensis boliviensis (Bolivian squirrel monkey) is the source of this 2359-nucleotide messenger RNA. The record is from RefSeq and is a predicted model, not a curated record. NCBI's taxonomy places the organism in Eukaryota, Metazoa, Chordata, Mammalia, Primates, Cebidae.